AUGCUCUCUCGUCGUUAUUUACGUCGUAGUCUUCUAACAGUUCUUUUUUCACCUAUCAUUUUAUUAGGUUUAUUUGCAAUCUAUCAAAAUCGUCAUGUGAUAUUUCCAGAGAAUUCAUCAUAUCAUCAUCAUCAUCAUCAUAAUGAAUAUGAUUCUCAUUUUUCACAUAAAUCUAUUCCAAAUAACAAAAUAAGAUAUCAUUUUCUUUCAAAACGUUUAGCAACGAGUAGUAGUUUACCAUCAAAAAUAUUUGUAAAUGAAAAACAACAAGUAAAAAUUUUAUCGAAAACUUCUGAAAUUUCUUCACCAUUGGAUAUACUAAAUAAUAAUCAACAAAUAAAAUUGAUUAAUUCUAUUCAACAAUUUUCACCAUUACAAGAUCCUAAAUUAAUAUUAAAAGUUAUAGAAACAAAAAAUCUUCAACGUUUUGUACAUCUUGAUUUAAAAGGUGCUGCACCAAAAGUAGUUUAUUUUGAAAAAUUAUUUCCAUAUUUAAAACAACUUGGUGCUAAUGGUUUACUUAUGGAAUAUGAAGAUAUGUUUCCAUUUACGGAACAUCUAUCUAUUUUACGACAUGAUCUUGCUUAUACAAAAAAUGAUAUUCAAAACAUAUUACAAUUAGCUGAAGAAAAUAAUUUAACAGUUAUGCCAUUACUUCAAGUUUAUGGACAUUUAGAAUAUGUACUUAAAUUAAAAGAAUUUAUGCAUUUACGAGAAGAUACACGAUAUCCACAAGUUAUAACACCAUGUCUUGAAGAAAGUUAUAAACUAUUAUUUGAAAUGAUUGAUCAAUUAUUAGCACAUCAUCCAUUAAUUCCAUAUCUUCAUAUUGGUUGUGAUGAAGUCUAUUAUCGUUUAAUUCAUCCAAAAUGUGUUGAUCUUCAUUUUCGUGAUGAAGCUGAUUUAUUUAUCAGGUAA
Messenger RNA from Rotaria sp. Silwood2, 918 nucleotides. Lineage: Eukaryota; Metazoa; Rotifera; Eurotatoria; Philodinida; Philodinidae. The record is from the annotation of a GenBank genome assembly.